AUGAAGGACUCAGCUCUGAAGGUGCUUUACCUGCAUGAGAACCAGCUUCGGGCCGGAGGGCUGCACGCCGGGAAGAUCAUUAAAGGUGAGGAGAUCAGCGUUGUCCCCAAUCGAUCACUGGAUGCCAGGUUCUCCCCAGUCAUCUUGGGCAUCCAGGGAGGGACCCAGUGCCUGUCGUGUGGGAUAGGGGAGGAGCCAACCCUGAAAUUAGAGCCAGUGAAUAUCAUGGAGCUCUACUACAGCGCUGAAGAAUCCAAGAGCUUCACCUUCUACAGGCGGGACACUGGCCUCACUUCCAGCUUUGAGUCGGCUGCCUACCCAGGCUGGUUCCUCUGCACGGUGCCUGAAGCCGACCAGCCUCUGAGACUCACCCAGCUCCCUGCAGAUGCCAGCUUGGAUGCCCCCAUCAUAGACUUCUACUUCCAGCAGUGUGAUUAAGGCAGGGUGCCCUCAGAACUCCCUGGGCUAGGCGACCUUGGGCAGCAGAUAGAGGAGGAGACUGAUGGUGACCACUCCCUCUCUGCUAUCACCGGGCAUUGGGCCGCACUCCUUCUCCCGGGUCCUAGUUUAAUUGAACAUAUCUGAGACUUACGUGAGGUUCAUUCUGUACGUUCCUUCCUUAUUGCAUGGUCCUCAUGCUGUGGGAUCUUGUGCAAACCACCUGCGAUAAACAGGAGUGACACCAAUGACGUUCUAGGGGACCAGGUUUGGAGGAGUGGUGGCAAAUAGUUAUUUUCAAUGGUCACUUGGAGCCUUUGGGUGGCACAAGUGGUUAACCUGCUUGUCUGCCAGCAGAAAAAUUGCAGUUUUGAGUCCAACAAGAGGCAACUGGGAAAAAAGGCCUGGCGACAUACUUAAAAAAAAAAAUCAGCUAUUUAAGACUAUGAAGCUAUGGAAUACAAUUGUAUUCUGACACACAUGGGAUGCCAUGAGUGGGAACGGACUUUAUGGAAAAUGCUGUUGUUUUCUGUACUUGUAGACCCAGUCGCCCUGCACUCUCUAAGCCACCCUGUCUAUAGUUGAGCCCUAUUGCCAUCAGAUGCCCACAGCGGUAGUGUCACUCACGACAGGGGAGGGGAGAGCGGGUGGGCGCCCUGCCAGCUCCCUGUCUCAUCCCUUUACUGCUGCUGCCAUCACAUCCUUUUCCAUGUCUGCCCAGGGACACUGGUCCUUGUUCUCUCGUCCUGGGCAUGCUGGGUGGAGGUGCUCGAGGAAAUGGUUCCAGCUUAGGAGGCGAUGGGAGACGGGCAGGGCGUGUUGUGCAUUUCUGAAACUCCAAGUUCAAUAAAAACCCAAGAAGCUGGUCUCUAUGCAUAUGAGAUAUAUGCUCACGCUACCUUAAGUGAGAACAGCAUGUUAAAAGGUAACCUAUUGUUUAAUUCCAUGUUAGUGAAAAACAAAAACAGAACAAAUCCUCCGACCUGUAGAGUUCUGCAUAGAAAAAGUCUAGAAGCAUGGGUUUGAAUUUUAGCCAUGUCAGGGUGAUGUCUUUCUUUUGGCUAUUUUUUAUUUCUUUGUACUUUCUACACGGAUGAUAGGACACUUGCAUGAUAAUGAAGAAAAUAAAUGAAUCCUGA
Messenger RNA from Echinops telfairi (small Madagascar hedgehog), 1577 nucleotides. RefSeq names its product interleukin 36 receptor antagonist (gene IL36RN). Gene Ontology annotation, biological process: inflammatory response to antigenic stimulus; cellular response to lipopolysaccharide. The coding region runs from base 1 to 438 and encodes 145 amino acids. Lineage: Eukaryota; Metazoa; Chordata; Mammalia; Afrosoricida; Tenrecidae. The record is from RefSeq and is a predicted model, not a curated record. The transcript is spliced from 3 exons. Gene Ontology annotation, molecular function: interleukin-1 receptor binding; cytokine activity.